Fraxinus pennsylvanica is the source of this 1029-nucleotide messenger RNA. Lineage: Eukaryota; Viridiplantae; Streptophyta; Magnoliopsida; Lamiales; Oleaceae. The record is from the annotation of a GenBank genome assembly.
AUGGCUGAACCAGAAAAUGCUGCUAAUCAUCCACCUCCAGAGGCAGUGGCACUGACAGUUGUUGAACAAAAACCUGAAACCAAAGAAGAAAUUCCUGAUAAUCCUCCACCUGUUGAACCAAAAAAUGAGAUUAUGCAAGUAGUAAAAUCACUUCAUUCCAAGAAAAUUGUGCUUCCAAUAGCCCUACUUACUUUUCUUCUUUCUAUUCCAAUUCUGUUUUUAGGUAUAUGGUUGCUUUACAUUCAGCAAUAUGAUUGUGAAGGGCUGUUGAAAAACUUGUCCAGAGUGCAAAUUGGGAUUGGCAUUGGCAUGUUGAUUAUUUUCUUCCUAAGCAAUGCUGUGAUUUACACCAGGGCUAAGUUUCCCGUACCUGGUCUCGUCGUGAUCAUCGCGCUGAUGAUUUUGAUGCUCGUCGUAGGGCUCGGGAUCCUUGGAAAGUUUAAGAUGGAGAGCCGAAGGAUAGUUGCUUCACCUAAGUGGCUUGAACUGAAGGUGCAUGAUAGCAAUAAAUGGAAUGAUAUCAAGUCUUGCUUAUAUGAGACGAGAACAUGUAAGGAUUUGAUAUCCAGAUCGUAUAUGCUCGAUACCAACGGUAUCUCAACGAGUAAUUUGUCCCCCGUUGAGUCGGGAUGCUGCAUACCGCCAUCAAUAUGCGAGAUGGAGUUCGUGAAUGCGACUUACUGGAUAAGAGGAAACAAGGAGAUUGACGGCACAAUCCCAUAUGAUAUAGACUGUGAUUUAUGGCAAAAUGAUGAAACCAUGCUGUGCUACGAUUGCAAUGCAUGUAAAGAUGGAUAUGUUAGGACAUUAGAGGGAAAAUGGUUGAAACUUGGGAUUUUCCUCAGUGUCAUGUCUUUGUUACUUAUGAUAGCGCAUUUGUUUUUAUUUGUCGCAACAAUGUGGGAGCAUGCAGGAGUAGUGCCACAACCAAAGGGAAUCAUUCCCUCUGCGACAGAAGAAUUUCAAUGGCAUCUUAUAAAGUGUAAACAAAUUUCUACCUUAGCUUCAUCAAAGAAUGUUCCAUCAUGA